GGUGAGUGGACUGCGUGCAUUCAAACAACCGGCCUCGUCAUCAGUCUGGUGUGCGAGUCCAUAUUAUCGAGAUCUGGUGCUGUCUGUCUAUAUGUGAUUGAAAACCCAGCUCCUAUAUGAUGUGAUUGAUUGAGAGCCUCUCUAAACCGCAAAAACUUCCAAUUAGCUCCUUCCUGCCGUCCUGCCUGACUGCCUGAUCUCUGAUAGACUCUGAGCGCUAGAAAGCGUGUAGAUAAACCGAAAAAAGCCUAUGGUAGCCGCCCUUCGUGCAGCAGAGCGCGCUUCCGCCACAGCACCCUCACCACACGCACAGGCAUCUAAAUUGCAAUGCAAAAACAACGAAGCCAGCCACCCAUUCUGUGCCCACCGAGGAAAAGCGCAUCUAAUCAUUCGUCGGGCUAACGGACACAGAAGCUUAUGUCAACUGCUGCCCGGCCCACACACACAGCAGCAGCACAAGAAAAUGGGUGGAUCAUUCCCGCGCCCCUCCCUCCCUGCCUGCCUCCCCUACUGCCUCAGAGAUCCUGAGACGCUACUCGCCUGGGGCUCUCGCGCGUCGACUCGGCCAGGUCAGCCACGCUGAUGGUGUGCGACCGGCUCAGCCCCCCAAAAGACGUCGGCUGCUGCUCCUGCUGCUGCUGCUCGUAGUGCUGCUCGUGGUGGUGUUGGGCCGGUGUGAUCUUCUUGCUGGCGUCUGGCGAUCGGUCUUUGGGUGUUGCCGGUCGCUUGUUCAUGGGGGGCAAUUCGUGGGCCCACUUGGAGAGCCGCCGGCUGUGGGCGGCGGGCAGCUCGGUGGUGGGCGCCAUCAGGCUCUUGACCAUGCUGUCGUUGGACGCGCCGGCCUCGCCGUUGAGGACGUCCUCUGGCAUCUCGAUCUCGCCCUCAGCCCCCUCUCCCUCUCCCUCUCCCCCCUGCUCGGGCGACUCUCGCUCGAUGUCGCUCGUCUCGGCGUCACUGGUGGGCCAUAUGACCUCGUGAGGCGUCUCAGCGCUCGAGCUGACGAGCAGGUUGGCCUCGCCAUUGCCGAUGCCGAUGUGUGGGAAGUGGGGGACGCCGACCUCGCGGGUGGACAGGCGCUGCAGCCACUUGACGGGUGUGCUGUCGUUGUUGUCGAGGAGGGGGGCGUUUUGGCUGUCGCGGCCGUUGGCUGCCUGUGCGUGUGGGGGGUGUUUGGCGUGGUGGGUCUUGGAGGUGAGGCGGCAUGCGGUGGGGAUGUCGAUCAUGCACGCCAGACGCUUGUUGUAGUCUGCACAGCACACAGUACACCAACACGAUGGAUGGAUGGACCAUCGUGCGUGCGGACGUACCUUCGUGCAGCUCGGCAAGAGGAAGGUCGUUUGCCCUCGUGCCGAAGGGAGUCUCCAUCUCUGCACACACACACGUACGCACACACACACACGCCCUCCAUCCAUCCAACAAGCCGGUCGAUCACAUGCUUGUGGCCAUUCCGUCCGGUAUGCUUACGCAGGGAGCAGUCGACCAUUGCGUGGAAGCCGCCGACAGCCAGUGCGGCGACGACGGGCGCGAGGUAGGGGUCCUCGAUGAAGGAGGCCGACACGAUGGGGACCAUGAAGGCCAGGAUGAGCUGGAAAGUGUGCACCAGCUGCACAUAGGGGAAGGGGAACGGGGUGUCCUGCCACACACACACACACGCACACAUACACACACACACACAGAGAGAGAGAGAGAGAGGGACUACAGUACACCACGUGUGUGUGUGUGUUGGUGCUGGGUGUUUGUCUCACCCACCCCACCCACCCACCUCUAUUUUACAGGCUUGAUUGUACGCCAGCAUGGCGUUGCUCAGCUCUUGGAACAAACGCGUCUGUCACACACCAGACACCACACAACCGCACUCGUUCGUUUAUCGACCAGACCAAUGAAUGCAUGGCCUCCUCUCCCCUCCUCCCCAUUCCCUUCCCUCUCUGCCCGUACGUACCCACCCCGCCCACCUCACCUGUAUGGGUGGCGCCACUGCCAGCCCGCCCUCGUGGCACCGCUUGACGAUGCACUUGUUGAGCCAGUGCACCACCACAUACGCCUGGUCCUGCACCUUCCCAAGCUUCACCGUCUCCUCUUCGGAUAUCCCCCCGAAGAUGGUCAAAGGGACCUGCCCACGCAGCAGGUACUGGAUGGCCACGCCGUGCAGCAGCGACAUCAGGUGCAGGAACUUCGCCCUGAAGUCGACGCCGCCCUUGACCGACUGCACGUCGGAAAUCUCGUCAAACCUGCAACAACCAACCAACCACACACGCCACACAAUACUUCUCCGUGUUGGUCAGAAAAGUGACGGAUGGAUGGAUGGAUGGAGUAGGGUGCUCAUAUCAUGCAAGCUAAGGUCGUACGCGAUUCCUUGUGUGGCGACGUCAGCGAGUUUGCUCGAGAAGGCCUGGAUCUGUGUUCGCGCCUCCCAGUACCUCUGGUAGGCCAUGUUGGUGUGGAAGACCGUCAUGAAGGACACGACUAGGAUGAAGGCGUGGAGGGGGUAGGGGUGGUACAUCAGCCCGCCGCCCAUGUCCUCGAUCGUCACCUUCCAGUACUUGAGGGCGAACGUCAGAAACGCCGCGAAUAUGGCACGGGGGAGAGUCAGGUGCAGCACGGAGCCGCGGAUGAUGGGGAUGAACCUGUAGCCCAGACACAAACAGACCAGACACACAAUGUUAAUGUCUGUCUGUCUGUCUGUCUGUCUGCCUGUGUGCUCCAAGGUGUGUUCGCCACCCACCGGAAGAACAGGCACUGGAAGCGCUGAAAUGAGAAAAGCACAACACACACACACACACGCACACACACAGGCAAAUCAGAUCUCCACCAUGGCAUGGAUGGUGCAUGAGGCGUGCAGAGGAUCCGGCUGGCUCACCUUGUAGCGGAUCAUCGUUGCUCUGGCUGUGAGUGAGUGAGGGUGUCACACGUUCGUCGGAAGGGGGAAAGCUUCGACCUUAUGGAAGCGGCACACAGCCUAUGCUAUGGCCUUGAUUCUCUCGCGGUUUAACGUUCACCAACG
Vitrella brassicaformis is the source of this 3001-nucleotide messenger RNA. The record is from the annotation of a GenBank genome assembly. NCBI's taxonomy places the organism in Eukaryota, Vitrellaceae.